UCGUCUUCCCCCACUUGGGAAUCCUUCACUUCCCACCUAAAACCAAGCAUCAGAAUAGUAAACCAUUAUUGCGAGCUCCCUCGCCUCUCCCUGAUGUCCUUCCUUCCCCUUCUCUGAUUCCACAGCGACAGCAAAACAUCACACCCUUCCUUUCUUCCGAGAAAUGCCCUAGCACAAAGCAGAGUUUUUUUUUCUAUUUUUUUCGCCAUUGCUGUUGUCUGCUUCGCUCCUCCAAGGAUCACGAGAUGCAGGGGAGGAAGACGAAGAGCUCCAGGGAGAUUGCCCGGGAGGAGAAGCAGCACCACCAGCAGCAGCAGCAAUCUAGCAGCUCCAAAGGCCAAGCAUGGUUUUGCACCACCGGACUGCCCAGCGACGUCGUGAUCGAGGUGGGCGACAUGACAUUCCAUCUCCACAAGUUCCCGUUAAUGUCGAGGAGCAAGAAGCUCCACGACCUCAUCACCAACAGGGAAUCGCGCGCGGCAGGUGGAGUGGAGCAGCAGGAGGAGGAGGAGGAUGCCGGUGAGAUCAGGGAGGAGGAGGUGGUGCUGGAGGCGGACGAGGAGUCCGACGUGCACCGCAUCCGCCUCCCGGCCUUCCCCGGCGGCGCGGAGGCGUUCGAGCAGGCGGCCAAGUUCUGCUACGGCGUCAAGCUCGACCUCACGCCGGCCACCGCCGCUCCGCUGCGCUGCGCCGCGGAGCGCCUCGGCAUGUCCGACGACCACUCCGACGACAACCUCAUCUCCCGCGCCGACAGGUUCAUCUCCCACACCGUCCUGAGGAACCCGAGGGACGCCAUCCGCGCCCUCAGGUCGUGCGAGAGUCUCCUCCCCCUCGCCGACAACCUCGGCCUCGUGUCGCGCUGCGUCGACGCCAUCGCCGCCAAGGCCGCCGCGUCCACGCCCACCGCCCUCUUCGGCUGGCCCGUUACCGAUGCCGCCGGAGGCGGCGCCGACCGUCCGCGCCGCAAGAACAAUGCCGGAGCCGGGGCGACGUGGUUCGACGACCUCGCCGGCUUGUCCCUCGCCACAUUCACCCGUGUCAUUGCCGCCAUGAAGGAGAGGGGCGUCGGCCCGGAGAUCGUUGAGGGCGCUCUAAUCGCCUACGCCAAGCGCUCAAUCCCGGGCCUGUCACGCUCUGGCCGGCAUAUAGGCGGCGGCGGCGGCGGCGGCGCCACUGCUGCCGCUGCAGCUCCGCCGUCAUCGGACGGCGAGCAGAAGGCGCUUCUUGAGACCGUCAUCGCCAACCUCCCGGAGGAGACCAUCAAGAGCAACGCCCACACCGGCACGGCCAUGGGCGCCACGACGGCGCGCGUCCUCUUCGGACUCCUGCGCACGACGAGCAUCCUGCAGGCAUCGGAGUCCUCCCGCGACAUGCUCGAGCGGCGCAUAGCCGCGAGGCUCCCCGACGCGGCCGUCGACGACCUGCUCAUCCCGAGUUACUCCUACCUCGUCGAGACGCUCUACGACGUCGACUGCGUCGAGCGCAUCGUGCGCUACUUCCUCGAAGGCCGAGACGCCGACGAGGGCAACGACGACAGCAGCGAGCCAGCGACACCGGGAAGAGAGGCCAGCCGACGAGCCAUGCUCUCGGUGGGGAGGCUGAUGGAUGCCUACCUAGGGGAGAUCGCUGCAGAUGCCAAUCUGAAGCCGGACAAGUUCUGCGACCUCGCCUGGGCAUUGCCGGACGGCGCCCGUGUCUACGACGACGGCCUCUACCGUGCCGUCGACAUCUAUCUCAAGGCUCAUCCUGGACUGAGGGAAGAAGAGAAGGAGAAGAUCAGUGGUGUUGUCGACGGACGCAAGCUGACGCUGGAGGCCUGCACGCAUGCGGCGCAGAACGAACGGCUGCCGCUGCGGACGGUGGUGCAGGUGCUCUUCUUCGAGCAGCUCCAGCUGCGUCGAGCCAUUGCACGGACGAUCAUGGCGAACGAAGGUGGGGCAGCUGGCCAAGGGGAGGAAGAAGGCGACAGUGAUGCCGGUGGAACAUGGCGGGUGGCGACAAGAGGGAACCAAAUGCUGAGGCUGGACAUGGACAGCAUGCGAAACCGGGUGCAGGAGCUGGAGCGUGAGUGCACCAGCAUGAGGAGAGCCAUUGAGAAGAUGGACCGGCGAGGUGGCGGCAGCACACCGGGGGAGAGGGGAGCAACGCCGGCGAUGGAAGGGCGGUGGGGAUCAAUGGUGACGAAGAGAUUCGGGUGCAAGUUCCCGGCGCAGGUGUGCCAGUCACAGCAGCGCACGGUGGUGGCGCGUCCUCGCCGGCCGCGGAUCGAGCAGAGCCCCUGAAUUCUUCCAAACUGCACAUCAUAGCUUUCACUUCCUUGUUUUUGUUGUGUUGAUUUUUUACUUAGAUUUGUGGAAAAUGGAAGGUUUAUUGAGUUUUACCGUGUUUGAUCAUUGAAUUGUAGUUGUGCACAAUUGUUCAGUGUCAUCUUGAUGGCCAAUGGAUCAAAUCAUACGUUGGCUAACCAAAGUGAUUUACAAACUUUAGUGAAAGAAC
This is a messenger RNA of Oryza brachyantha (malo sina), 2496 nucleotides long. Its product is annotated as BTB/POZ domain-containing protein At5g66560-like. The record is from RefSeq and is a predicted model, not a curated record. The transcript is spliced from 4 exons. NCBI's taxonomy places the organism in Eukaryota, Viridiplantae, Streptophyta, Magnoliopsida, Poales, Poaceae. Gene Ontology annotation, molecular function: protein binding. Bases 246 to 2282 code for a protein of 678 amino acids.